AUGGGCUUGGGGCCCAAUGGAGGUCUGAUCUAUUGCUUUGAGUUCCUCCUGCAAAAUCUGGACUUCCUAUCGGAAGCCUUGGAUCCGUUGAGCGAAGAAUAUCUGAUUAUCUUCGACAUGCCGGGCCAGAUCGAGCUCUACACACAUAUACCCCUCCUACCGUCAUUGGUACAGUUCUUGUCGCGUGCGGGGCCCCUGAACAUCAACCUCUGUGCGGCUUAUCUCCUCGAAAGUACCUUUGUCGUUGACAAAGCCAAGUUCUUUGCCGGCACCCUAAGUGCCAUGUCCGCAAUGCUGAUGCUCGAGAUGCCCCACGUAAAUAUUCUGACUAAGAUGGACCAGGUCCGGGACAUGGUGACUCGCAAAGAAUUAAAGAGAUUCACCAAUGUGGACGUGCAAUUGCUGCAGGAUGAUGACGCUGAUGCGAUGGGAGACCCGUCGUCCAAAGAGACAUUGCUCAGCGGUGGCUCAUUUAAACAGCUCAACCGGGCCGUCGGUCAACUUAUCGACGACUUCAGCAUGGUCUCAUUUCUGAAAUUAGAUGUGCAGGACGAGGACAGUGUCGCCGCUGUUCUAAGCCAUAUCGACGAUGCCACUCAAUUCCAUGAAGCGCAAGAACCGCGCGAACCCAACGAUGAGCAGGAGGUUAAUUACGAGGAUGCAGACAUAUGA
Messenger RNA from Aspergillus oryzae RIB40, 672 nucleotides. RefSeq names its product putative signal sequence-binding GTPase GPN3. Gene Ontology annotation, molecular function: GTPase activity. The transcript has a single exon. Lineage: Eukaryota; Fungi; Ascomycota; Eurotiomycetes; Eurotiales; Aspergillaceae. Bases 1 to 672 code for a protein of 223 amino acids. The record is from RefSeq and is a predicted model, not a curated record.